Molecule: messenger RNA, 5608 nt
Organism: Pelobates fuscus (common spadefoot toad)
Lineage: Eukaryota; Metazoa; Chordata; Amphibia; Anura; Pelobatidae
Gene: ABL1
Product: ABL proto-oncogene 1, non-receptor tyrosine kinase
Exons: 11
Coding region: 1165-4530 (1121 amino acids)
Biological process (GO): regulation of apoptotic process; protein phosphorylation
Molecular function (GO): ATP binding; protein binding; non-membrane spanning protein tyrosine kinase activity
Source: RefSeq, a predicted model, not a curated record
UCUACUGCUUGUAAGAGAGUUUGGACUGGAGGUCCCCACCCUAGGGGUGUUCAGGACCCUUUCUCUUAUCACUUCUACUGCUUGUAAGAGGGGUUGGACUGGAGGUGCCCACCCUAGGGGUGAUCAAGACCCUCUCUCUCAUCACUUCUACUGCUUGUAAGAGGGGUUGGACUGGAGGUCCCCACCCUAGGGGUGUUCAGGACCCUUUCUCUAAUCACUUCUACAGCUUGUGAGAGGGGUUGGACUGGAGGUCCUCACCCAGGGUUUGCUCACCCCCUUAAAUUCUGUCUGUGACUGGGACUGGGCUGGAGGUGCCCACCCUGUGGGUGUUCAAAACCCCCUUUAAACCAAUAUAUUGCCAUUGACAGGAACUGGGCUGUAGGUGGCCAGGACCCCCCUUUAAAUUUAUAUAUUGCCCUCCCACUAUUGUUCAGGACCCUUUCUGUAAUCCCAAAUAAUACCUGUGACAGGUGAACUGCAGGUGCCCACCCUGUGGGUGUACAGGAUCCCCCUCUAAUCCAAUAUAUUGACUUACAGGAGAGGAUUGGAGGUACCCAAACUGUGGGUUCUCAGACCCUACUCUAAUCCCAUACACUGUGCCAGGAAAUAAAUUUGAGGCACCCACACUAUUUGUGCUCAGGAUCUUUUUAAACCAUUAUACUGCCUGUACCAGGGACUGGACGUUCCAAUCCUGUGUAUGUGUGUUAAGGAAACGCCUGACCUCUAUACUGCUCUAAGUGCAUAAGUUACCUGCACUGGGUGACAGUGACACAGGUUCAUUUUAUUUCUACUUGAAAGUUUGGUAUGUACAAAUUCAGAUCUAUGCAAAAACUGACACUGAAUGAAAUCUGCAAAUUGCACAUUUUCAAAAUUUGGUUCUCUUUUUUUGUGGUACAUACUUGACAACACUAUUUUCCAACUUAUGAACUUUAUUUAGAAACAGAAUUUGUUGAACACAUAAGCCACAGGCGGCUUCCAAAGAGACUAUUUGUUAACACUACAGAAAGAAAGGAACCUCCUUUUUUAAAUUGUUUUGUUUUUAACUAACCUAAGUAGCUGAAACCGCUUUAUUAAGCAACAGGAAUCUGGAUGCUGUGAAUACGACCUAACAAGACUUUCUGGCAAUCUUAAAGGAAACUGCUUUUUGCAUUGCAUCUUCAUCCUAUGGGGCAGCAGCCUGGGAAAGUGCUUGGGGACCAGAGGCGGCCAAGCCUGCCUGCCUUACCCUUCAUAAAAGGAGUUGGGAAAAAGGAUUCUGCUAAACAUGGAGGACCCCCUUGCAAUGUCUUUGUGGAGCAUGAAGCCUUGCAAAGACCUAUAGUAACAGAUUUUGAGCCACAAGGUCUGAGUGAAGCUGCUCGUUGGAAUUCCAAGGAAAACCUCCUCUCCUGUCCGAGUGAAAAUGACCCAAACCUCUUUGUUGCACUGUAUGAUUUUGUGGCCAGUGGGGACAACACACUUAGCAUUACUAAAGGUGAGAAGCUCCGUGUUUUGGGUUACAAUCACAAUGGAGAGUGGUGUGAGGCCCAAACCAAAAACGGACAAGGCUGGGUGCCAAGCAAUUAUAUCACGCCAGUCAACAGCCCUGAAAAGCAUUCGUGGUAUCAUGGACCCGUGUCUCGCAAUGCAGCGGAAUACCUCCUCAGCAGCGGGAUCAAUGGCAGCUUCUUGGUACGGGAGAGCGAGAGCAGCCCGGGACAGCGAUCUAUAUCCCUUAGAUACGAAGGCAGGGUCUACCACUACCGGAUCAAUACCGCCUCUGAUGGCAAGCUUUACGUGUCCUCGGAGAGUCGAUUUAACACCCUUGCAGAACUGGUCCACCACCACUCAACUGUAUCCGAUGGACUGAUCACUACACUACACUACCCUGCUCCAAAGAGGAACAAGCCCACUAUAUAUGGGGUGUCCCCCAACUACGACAAGUGGGAGAUCGAGCGAACGGAUAUAACCAUGAAACACAAGUUAGGGGGCGGACAGUAUGGUGAAGUGUACGAGGGCGUGUGGAAGAAGUAUAAUUUAACCGUGGCUGUGAAAACUUUGAAGGAGGACACAAUGGAGGUAGAAGAAUUUUUGAAAGAGGCUGCUGUGAUGAAAGAGGUUAAACACCCGAACCUGGUUCAGUUGCUGGGGGUCUGUACAAGAGAGCCUCCUUUUUACAUAAUCACAGAAUUCAUGUCGUGUGGGAACCUGCUCGAUUACCUGAGAGACUGCAACAGACAGGAGGUCACCGCUGUGGUGCUGCUUCACAUGGCGACGCAAAUCUCAUCAGCCAUGGAGUACCUUGAGAAGAAGAACUUUAUCCACAGGGAUCUUGCAGCCAGAAACUGCCUCGUAGGGGAAAACCACUUGGUCAAGGUGGCCGAUUUUGGCCUAAGCCGGCUAAUGACUGGAGAUACGUACACCGCCCAUGCAGGUGCCAAAUUCCCCAUCAAGUGGACUGCUCCAGAAAGCCUGGCCUACAACAAGUUCUCAAUCAAGUCUGAUGUCUGGGCAUUUGGCGUCUUGCUGUGGGAAAUUGCUACGUACGGCAUGUCUCCAUACCCUGGUAUUGAUCUGUCUCAGGUGUACGAACUGCUGGAGAAGGAUUAUCGAAUGGAGCGACCAGAAGGCUGCCCAGAAAAAGUCUACGAACUCAUGAGAGAAUGCUGGCAGUGGAAUCCUCUAGAUAGGCCUUCCUUUGCCGAAAUCCAUCAAGCUUUCGAGACCAUGUUCCAGGAGUCAAGUAUAUCUGAUGAGGUAGAGAAAGAGCUUGGGAAGAAAGGUCUUCGGGUGAUUGUGAGCAACCCUCUGCAAGCUCCAGAACUACCAACUAAGACUAGAACAUCCCGGAGAACUGCCGAGAGCAAAGAUGAAACUGCAGACGCCUUGUUCUGCAGAGGUGCUGUUGAACCUGGGGAUGUUUUGGAGCUAGAGCCUGCUGUGUCUCCCCUUCUGCCUCGCAAGGAGAGAGGAGCAGGAGAAAGCAUAUUUCCAGAGGAGGAACGUCUACUGCCAAAUAGCAAGAAGCCCAACCUGUUCAGCACCCUGAUCAAGAGGAAAAAGAAGACUGCUCCAGCACCACCAAAGCGUAGCAGCUCCUUCCGUGAUGAACGAAGGGCCAUGGAAGGAGAGGGCAGAGAGGCAAGCAAUGGAGGAGAUCUACUUGAAUCAUUAAAAUACCCAAGCAAUGGGGCAGCAAUCACCAAUGGAUCUAUUCAAGGGAGUACUGGUUUUCUGUCUCCAAACUGGAAGAAAUCCAGCACAGUGACAGGCAAGCAUGUUCCUCCCAGUGAAGAUGAUGGAGCGAGCAACUCAAGCAGGCAUUUUUUGAGGUCAUUUUCUGCUUCUUGCAUGCCCCAUGGAUCAAAGGAAAUGGAGUGGAAGUCAGUGACCCUUCCCAGGGACCUACCUUCAUCUCGCUGUGCAUUGGACACAUCUAGCUCUGUUGCUGGGCAAAAGGCAGAGAAACCAGCACUGCCUCGCAAACGAGGCAAUGAAACCAAACUUGACCUUUGUUCCUCCCGAGGAGCUGUUACACCUCCACCUCGGCUACCCAAAAAAACAGAGGAGUCAAUUGAUGAAGUAUUUAAAGACACUGAACCCAGCUCUGGGUCCAGCCCCUCUAGUGUUACACCCAAACUACCACGUAGGAAGCCAGGUGGCCCUGCGACAUCUGCUCUUCUACAAAAAGAAGAUGCAGGGAUCGUAAAACUUGGUUCUGUUACAACAGACAUUGGGCCAACUACCAAGCAGACCUCAUGCCCCGGGAAGGCAGAAGCAGAACUUCGUCUCAGGAGACUUAAGCCAUCAUCUGAAACAACCACAAAAGACAAAAUGAAAGUACUGAAGUCUAAACCUACUCCACCUCUACCACUUACCUCCACUGGCUCAACGUCUUCUACCACCUCAUCCACUUUAGGAAAAUCUGCAAAGCUUACAUCCCAAAGUCUCAACCAAGACACCAGCCCAGGCGAGCAAAAACACAAAUCCACAAAUCAGAAUGAUGAUCAACAAAGAACAAGUCCGGCAGAUAAUGUAAAGAAAUCGAGUCUUCUAACCAGCUCAAAGUCACAACCAACAGGAAAGGUUCCAGGAGCUCUGACAGUUGUAGGAGGCGGUGGGGAAACACAGCAACCUUCUGCUUCCACCACUGCAUUUGUUCCCCUAAUCUCCACAAGAGUUUCAUUACGCAAAACCCGCCAGCCUCCUGAGAAGCUUCACAGCGGCGCAGUCACAAAGGAGACUGUGCUAGAGAGUACCGAAUGUCUGCGGGCCACCAUCAGCCGUAAUUCUGAACAAAUGGCUAGCCACAGUACUGUGCUUGAAGCCGCAAAGAAUUUACAUGCUUUCUGCACCAGCUAUGUAGACUCCAUUCAACAAAUGAGGAACAAAUUUGCUUUCCGGGAAGCUAUCAGCAAGCUGGAGAACAGUCUCAGGGACCUACAAAUCUGCCCUGCAGCAGCCUCCAGUGUUGGUGGGCCCGCCACUUCUCAGGAUUUUAGCAAGCUGCUGUCCUCUGUCAAGGAGAUAAGUGAUGUGGUGCAGAGGUAGCAUCAAUGGUCCAUAAUUUUGAGUUUAUGCAGGGCUAAGAGUGGAGGACAUCAGGGCGUAGGUCAAAGGGUUUCAACCCCCCUUCUGACUGGCUGAGUUUGGGGUAGACAAGGCCAUAAUAGGUGCUUUUAAAACCAAUGCCCAAGAUAAUUGCAGGGCAUACCGAGUCUCGAUUGGUGGUUCCCUAGCAGAUAUUGUGCCAUGGUACAUGGAAUCAAACUCACUAGGCAAUGUAAGUGGCCAAACACGCACAUUUUUAUUUAAGAUCACACUUCCAUUUUACCUAUUUUCAAAGAGACUGCUGUUUUUUCUCCGACACAGACUUUCAUGGUCUACAGGUUUGUAAAUUCUUAAUUUCUAAGUGCUACACAUGCGUUUGGAGGUUUCCUCUGGUGAACAUAAGCCAGCACUGCAGGUUGUUUAUUCAAACCGUAUUGUAAGUGCAAAAAUAAUGCCUUUGUCCAACACUGCUUCUUCCCAGUUUCCAGUGCCUCACACAAGUCGCCUAAAAAUCUUGAAAACACUAGGCCAGGAGGAAAAACAUACAGAACUGAUACGGUAACCAAUCUUCCUCUCCCCUGCACACUUUAAAGAAUUGUUCUAAACCCGUUGAUAAAAAAAAAAAGUCUACAUUUCUCCCUACAUGCAGACGUCUUGACAUUUUCCUGAGAAAUGCACAUGCAAAACUGAAAUGGUCUUAUUUAAUCAUCCAAAAACAUUCCAGUAGAAAUCCUGCUAAAAAUGAACCAAUACCUACGUAAAUCAAUAACUUACUGUAACAUUCCAUCACUAUCACCCUCUGAAUUUUCUCUCGGUCGGAAUUGUAUUUUGACCCAUCCACUUAAAUUGACACUUUCAUCAAAUAAGAAAAAAGAGGAAUUGGGGGGCACACCCGGAUCAUGCAUUUGUAAGUACUGGUGCUGCCUUAGAGACCAAAAUACAGAUUAGGGAACAGCACAUACAAUAAAAUAUGCAGUUCUAAGUUUUACAAGGCUACUUAAAGUCACCUAUCUCAGCAAGCAAAUAUGGAGAUUCAGUUACACCAUAUGGACAUAUUGUGUUAAGCCCAACACGGUGU